Onychostoma macrolepis is the source of this 1964-nucleotide messenger RNA. RefSeq names its product LRRN4 C-terminal-like protein. The transcript has 2 exons. Lineage: Eukaryota; Metazoa; Chordata; Actinopteri; Cypriniformes; Cyprinidae. Bases 151 to 879 code for a protein of 242 amino acids. The record is from RefSeq and is a predicted model, not a curated record. Gene Ontology annotation, molecular function: protein binding.
GGCUUUAGUGGAAAGAAAAAAGGGAAGGUGAAGGAGAAGAAUGCAUUUGACUGAGAGAAAAUAAACCAGAAGUCUGCUGGAGAGAAGAUCUCAUUCAAGACGUGAGCAGAAACCAUUCAGACAGCUGUCAAACAGGAACGCAGGAUCAAGAUGUUGCUGGUGUCACAGGUCAUGUCCCUCCUCCUCUGUGUGAUGGAGCUCGUCUGCGCCACAUCUGUCGGUCCUUCACUGCAUCAGCCUCCUCUCACACGUGUUCGCAUUAUUGAAGUCGAGGACGACUACGAUGAAGACAGUUCAAAGACGACGCACGCGCCCCAGUCUCCAGGGGUCACGACCUCUCGUGUAAUCCGCCGACCUUGUGAUUAUGACCCCUGUGCGGUUCAAACAACCCCUUGUGACAAGAUUUCAGCCGAGACGGGCUGCCUCUGUCCUGGGCUGACGGGGCCGGAGGAGAGACCCGAGGCUCCGGAGCUCCGGGAGGUGAAGCCGGACGGAUCCGGGGAAGUGUUUGUGCAUUGGUGCGCUCCUCGCUCCACCGUCACCCAUUAUGAGGUCACACUGAAAGAUGGACACAAGAAGCUGUUUUUCGGAGAAUAUUUAAGAAACGGUGCCGUUCCCGGACUGAAAGUCGGGGAGAUGGUGUGCGUGACGGCCGGGAAUCAAGCGGGACUCAGCGAGAAGUCGUGUGCACGAUAUGAGCCUCCGCAACCCGAGCAAGCGGCUCUGAGCGCAGGGAUCAUCGCGGGGAGCGUCGGCUUCCUGCUGCUGCUCUCGGCGCUCGCCGUUGUGCUGUGGAGACGAAGGACAUGUCGGAAAGGCAGGAUGGGAGACGCCGAGGGCCUCGGAAAUCCUUCAUACACCACUGAUGGAGCGCUGUGAUGAGGAAAUGAAUGCAUGGAGAAUGAAACAAGCUGCAAAGAGACUGAGUUUUGUGCAAGUGCACUGUCGGUCAAAAGACUGGAAUAAUUAUCAUUUUUUCAAAAAAGUCCCUUCUGCUCAGCAGUGCUGCAUUUAUUUGAAUAAAAAUAUAGUAAUAAUUGUGGAACAAUAUUUGAAUGUAUUUUAAAAUAUAAUUUAUUCCUUUGAGUCAAAGCUGAAUUUUCAGCAUCAUCACUCCAGUCUUCAGUGUCACAUGAUCCUUCAGAAAUCAGUCUAAUAUGCUGAUUUGAUGCUCAAGAAAAAUUUUUAUUAUUAUGAUUAUUGAAAACAGUUGUGCUGCUUCAUGUUUGUGUGGAAACCGAGAUGCAUUUUAUUUUGUAUGAUUCUUUAAUAAAUAUAAAGUUCAAAAAACAGCAUUUAUUUUAUACAUAUAACUUAAUUAUUCCAAACUUUUGGCCUGUAGUGUAUAUAGUGGACAGUUAUUGUGCACCUGACUGAAAAUAAUGCUCUCUAUUUUAGGUUCACUACUAAACUGCUGUGAUUGGUUCGGAAUUAUUUUUAUUGUGAGAUUGUGAGUGAUUUGAAUGUUUAAAGUCAACAUGGAAUCAAAUCUCUUUACUUUCAUAAUUCACAUUAGUGCUCUUAAUGUGAGCUAUUCAUCAGUGCACAUUAGUCUGAGGAAAAUAAUAUUUGCAUUUGCAAAUCUCUCAUCAAAAAAAUCAUCGCUCCGCUUCUGAAAUGACUUUCCAAAAAGCUUUUUCAAAAGUAAAUGCAUUCAAAUACAAAACACUUCCUGAUAGACAAAAUAAGUCCUGUGGUUCAUUGUAUUGUUUUUUAAUAACUAAAUAUCAUUUUCACUCAAGUACGUCUCAUUAUGGAAGUAAAAUGUGUUUUGAUUGUGAUUUUUUUGCUGACUUUAACACUACUAAUGGUUCUAUCGCACUUAGGAAGCCUGGAGCUUCAUUAAGCUAGACAGGGUUUUACAAAGUAUCUGUUGUACAGCUACGUUUACUUAGAAAGUAUGUUUAACUAUUUUAAAGAUUAUUGAUAAUGUUUUAUCAAUAAAGAUAUUUUAAUUGCUUUUA